Lathyrus oleraceus (garden pea) is the source of this 932-nucleotide messenger RNA. RefSeq names its product NADPH:quinone oxidoreductase. The record is from RefSeq and is a predicted model, not a curated record. Lineage: Eukaryota; Viridiplantae; Streptophyta; Magnoliopsida; Fabales; Fabaceae. The coding region runs from base 136 to 789 and encodes 217 amino acids. The transcript is spliced from 3 exons. Gene Ontology annotation, cellular component: cytosol. Gene Ontology annotation, molecular function: oxidoreductase activity; FMN binding.
UAAACAAACAAAUGUUUUAGAACUAAUACAAAAAGUAGUCAAAAUACAACAAAUUGAAAAACAAUUAGAAGGGUAAAGAAGAGCACACAAUCUAAGAAUAUAUCAAUACUACUCCUACAAGUUCUGACUUUGUUUAUGAUCCACAAGACUUACAAGUUACAACAUAAUCUCCUAGAAAAAAAACAUAACAGAACAAUUCAUACAGAUAUGGCACCAUCGGCAGUUAUCAAAGUGGCAGCUUUGUCUGGUUCCCUCAGAAAAUAUUCAUACAACUCAGGCCUUAUCCGUGCCGCAAUUGAGUUGAGUAAAGGAUCCAUUGAAGGUAUUGAGAUUGAUUUCAUUGAUAUUUCAACUUUACCCAUGUUGAACACCGAUCUUGAGAAAAAUGGAACUUAUCCACCACUUGUUGAAGCUUUUCGCAACAAGAUUCUUCAAGCUGAUAGUGUUCUUUUUGCUUCUCCCGAGUAUAAUUACUCUCUCACAGCUCCAUUGAAGAAUGCAAUUGACCGGGCAUCUAGACCUCAAAAUGUUUGGGCCAACAAAGCCGCUGCAAUCGUAAGCGCCGGAGGAAACUUCGGCGGAGGAAGAUCGCACUAUCAUCUACGCCAAGUCGGAGUGUAUACCGAUCUUCAUUUCAUCAAUAAACCCGAGUUCUACCUUAAAGCUUUUGAGCCCCCUGCAAAGUUUAACGAUGAUGGCGACUUAAUCGAUGAAGAGGCCAAGAACAUGUUAAAACAAGUUCUUUUAUCUUUGCAAACAUUUACUCUUAGACUUCAAGGCAAAAACUGAGCCUUAAACUUACUCUAAUGCACCAGAAAAUGUUCAAUUAUGCUUUUGGAUUUUGGAAAUGCCAAUGUGAUUCACAAUGUUACAUUAAAACAAUUAUAUGUAUAAGUAUGUUACUAGUACAAAUAUUUUAUGUUUCUCUUCAA